Molecule: messenger RNA, 911 nt
Organism: Asparagus officinalis (garden asparagus)
Lineage: Eukaryota; Viridiplantae; Streptophyta; Magnoliopsida; Asparagales; Asparagaceae
Product: CSC1-like protein At1g32090
Exons: 3
Coding region: 165-572 (135 amino acids)
Cellular component (GO): plasma membrane
Molecular function (GO): calcium-activated cation channel activity
Source: RefSeq, a predicted model, not a curated record
GACUUGUUUAUGCUGUUGUUACCCCCAUUCUUCUACCAUUUAUACUGGUGUUCUUUGCCUUUGCAUAUCUUGUCUAUAGACACCAGAUUAUUAACGUCUACAAUCAAGAAUACGAAAGUGCUGGUGCAUUUUGGCCGCAUGUUCAUACCCGCAUAGUUGCAAGCAUGUGGAUAUCUCAGCUGCUCCUCAUUGGUUUACUCAGCACAAAGAAGGCUGCUAGUUCCACUCCCUUGCUUGCUGUUUUGCCUGUAAUUACUUACGGUUUUCACAAGUACUGCAAAAGCCGGUUUGAACCUGCCUUCAGGAAAUACCCCUUGGAGGAAGCUAAGGAGAAGGACGAUAUGGAGAGGACAUCCGAGCCUAACCUUAACCUUAAAUCAUACUUAGCCAACGCAUACUUGCACCCAAUCUUCCAUUCAUUUGAGGAUGUGGAGACCGUAGAAGUGAGGGUCGACAAAAACCAAACUUGUGUUGCAUCGCCAUCAAGCAGUGAAAGCAGCUCCCCACCUUCUCAUCCUCAGUACAACACAUCUCCUCCUAGAUAUGUGUAUCAUUAUGAGUUCGAAGCUUGAAGAUACACAUCAACGUCCAUCUUUUUCGGACAACUGACUUUAGAUUCUUUUGCCCAUUUGCUGUAAUUAGCUAGCUCUAGAGAGUGGGGAUUAAGCUGCUGUUAGCGUUGAUUAUUCUUGUAAAUGUUGUCGGGAGUCCUAGUUUAUCUUUAGUCGGAGCUAAAUUAAUGUAUGAGUAGUUUGUGAGCGCCAAGCGUGUAAUUAUUUGUGGUUGCUUCUCUUUGGUUUAUUUGUAAUUAGUGCAUUGUGGGCUCUACCUUCCGUUGUAGUGCAAAAAACCGAACAUUUGGAGUGGGCCUGUGUUUUUUAAAAUAUGUAUUUUCUAUUAAAAACCGAACA